UUUUGAAUUUGAAUGAAUGGUCAACCAACCAAAUCUUCUGGCUGUAAUAAUAUAAUGAUGAAUCAUCAAACGAUAAACAAAAUGGAAACCAUCAGUGACAAGAAUGAUGAUGAAAAAUUAACCAAUGAUAUUGACAUUGUUGAUCAACAAGCUAAUCAUAUUGAUGAUUCGACUGAACCGAAGAUGAUGAUGGUAAAAGAUUCUUCUUCACCAAAAUCACCAUCAGAGCCACAAACGCAAACGGAUUUUGAAAACAUGGAUCAAAACAACGAUAAUGAUAAUGAUAAUGAUGAAAAAUUAACCAACGAUCUAGAUUUAGAAU
Molecule: messenger RNA, 322 nt
Organism: Dermatophagoides pteronyssinus (European house dust mite)
Lineage: Eukaryota; Metazoa; Arthropoda; Arachnida; Sarcoptiformes; Pyroglyphidae
Product: penicillin-binding protein 1A/1B-like
Source: RefSeq, a predicted model, not a curated record